This is a messenger RNA of Didymosphaeria variabile, 2349 nucleotides long. RefSeq names its product adenyl-nucleotide exchange factor sse1 (gene SSE1). Gene Ontology annotation, biological process: protein folding. Bases 1 to 2349 code for a protein of 782 amino acids. Gene Ontology annotation, cellular component: cytosol; nucleus. Gene Ontology annotation, molecular function: ATP-dependent protein folding chaperone; ATP binding. The transcript has 4 exons. The record is from RefSeq and is a predicted model, not a curated record. NCBI's taxonomy places the organism in Eukaryota, Fungi, Ascomycota, Dothideomycetes, Pleosporales, Didymosphaeriaceae.
AUGUCUGUCGUGGGAGUAGACUUGGGGACGCUGAACACCGUCAUUGCCGUUGCGCGGAAUCGCGGUGUUGACGUGAUCACAAAUGAAGUCUCCAACCGCGCCACCCCGUCUCUGGUAGGCUUCGGCCCCAAGAGCAGGUACAUCGGUGAGGCCGCAAAGAACCAGGAGGUCUCCAACCUCAAGAACACCGUCUCUUCCUUCACACGCCUCGCCGGCCGCUCUCUCAACGACCCCGAUGUCGAUGUCGAGAAGAACUUUGUCUCGGCACCCUUGGUCGACAUCAACGGCCAGGUCGGCGCCGAGGUCACCUAUCUGGGCAAGAAGGAGAAGUUCACGGCUACCCAGAUCACCGCCAUGUACCUCACAAGGGUCAAGCAGACCGCCUCCGCCGAGCUCAAGCUUCCCGUCGCCGACGUUGUCAUCAGCGUGCCCGCCUGGUACACCGACGCCCAGCGGAGAUCGCUGCUCGAUGCUUCCGAGAUCGCUGGACUCAAGACCCUGCGCUUGAUCAACGACACCACCGCCGCUGCCCUCGGCUGGGGUAUCACUAAGCUCGACCUUCCUGCGCCCGAGGAGAAGCCCAAGAGGGUAGCCUUCGUCAACAUCGGCCACAGCAACUACACUGCCUCGAUUGUUGAGUUCAAGAAAGGCGAGUUGACCGUCAAGUCGACAGCCUGGGACCGCCACUUCGGUGGUCGUUACAUUGACCAGGCCCUGGUCGAGCACUUCGGCAAGGAGUUCAAGGAGAAGUACAAGAUUGACAUCUUUGAGAACGCCAAGGCCAAGUUCCGUGUCCAGGCUGGUGUUGAGAAGUUGAAGAAGAUCCUUUCGGCCAACACCGCCGCCCCCCUGAACAUCGAGUCCGUCAUGAACGAUGUCGAUGUUCGCGGUAUGCUUAAGCGUGAAGAGCUCGAAGAGCUCAUCGAGCCUCUGCUUCAGCGCGCCACGGCCCCGAUCGAGCAGGCGCUCGCGGAAGCUAAGCUCAAGCCCGAGGACAUUGACGCCAUCGAGAUGAUCGGUGGUUGCACACGUGUUCCCGCGCUCAAGUCCCGUAUCCAGGAAUUCUUCGGCAAGCCUUUGUCUUUCACCCUGAAUCAGGACGAGGCCGUUGCCCGUGGCUGCGCUUUCAGCUGUGCUAUCCUUUCUCCCGUUUUCCGCGUUCGCGACUUUUCCGUACACGACAUGGUCAGCUACCCCAUCGAGUUCACCUGGGAGAAGUCCGAAGAUAUCCCCGACGAGGACACUAGCUUGACCGUCUUUAACAAGGGCAACGUCAUGCCUUCCACCAAAAUCCUUACCUUCUACCGCAAGCACGGCUUCGACCUCGAGGCCAGGUAUGCGAAGCCGGAGCAGCUUCCUGGAAAGACAAACCCCUGGAUUGGCCGUUUCUCAGUAAAAGGCGUCAAGGAAGACCCCAAGGGCGACUUCAUGAUCUGCAAGCUGAAGGCGCGUUUGAAUGUGCACGGUGUUCUCAACGUUGAAUCUGGAUACUACGUAGAAGAGGUUGAGGUUGAGGAACCCAUUCCAGAAGAAAAGAAGGAGGGUGACGUACGUAUUUCCAGUUCUUCGUCUGCUUAUUUCGACCCCCGUUACGAUUCUGUCGAUCCGAGUAGCGAGCAGCAGUCCGAUGAGUCUUCUGAAGAGCGCCGCGCUGCGAAACGACGAAAAUCAAAUGCCAAUGUUGUAUCGCAAGCUUCUGUUUCUUUGCCUGUUGAAGAGGCGCUAACAAAAGAUCGACAGGCAAUGGACGUCGACUCCAAGGAAUCCAAGGAGCCCCCGAAGAUGCGCAAGGUCAAGAAGCAGCAGCGCAAGGGCGAUCUACCUCUUUCAGCAGGCACCGCCGCCCUGGACCAGGCGAACAAGGAUGCGGCGAUGGAGAAGGAGAACCAGAUGAUCAUGGAGGAUAAGCUUGUUGCCGAUACCGAGCACCAGAAGAACGACCUUGAGGCGUUCAUUUACGAGCUCAAGGACAAGAUUCUCGACGUUUACGCCGAGUUCGCCAACGACGACGAGAAGGCUAGGCUGAACGCUAAGCUCGAGCAAACAGAGGACUGGCUGUAUGACGAGGGUGAAGAUGCAACUAAGGCACAGUACGUCUCCAAGUCGGAAGACAUCCGCUCGAUCGCCGGUCCCAUCAUCCAGCGGUACAACGACAAGAUCCAAGAGGAGCAAGCCGCCAUCCGCAAGAAGCACGAGGAACAGGCCUCUGCUAAGCAGGCCGAGAUCGAGCGCAAGAAGCGCGAAGAGGAGGCCAAGAAGCAGGCCGAAGCACCCGAGCCAAAGGACUCAGAGAUGACCGAUGCUGAGACGACGCAGAAACCGGAUGAGGUCGAGGAGCCCUCGGCGUAA